This is a messenger RNA of Paralichthys olivaceus (Japanese flounder), 2466 nucleotides long. The record is from RefSeq and is a predicted model, not a curated record. Lineage: Eukaryota; Metazoa; Chordata; Actinopteri; Pleuronectiformes; Paralichthyidae.
GUGAAGAGGUGAAGGUCGGAGACAUCCCCAAGCCCUCCCUCCCGUCCCACCUUCCCAAGAAACCCCUCCCCCCAAAGACAAGCUCCUCCUCUUCCUCCCAACCCCCGCGGCGUCCCGAGCGACCCCCUCCUGUAGCGUGUGAAAGCCCCAAGUCAGAGGGCGGGGCUUCGACACCAGAUUCUGCCCCUGACAGGUCACAGGAGACCGACGUGGACCUGGACGCGGUGGUUCCAUCUAUGGAGAAACUGAGUCAUCCGACGGCGACGCGGCCGAGAGUGACGGACCGCCGACCUCGUUCACAGAUCUUCACAGCGUCUUCUCUCUCCGGUAUCGACCUGGACUCCCCGGCAGCGGAGGACAGGAAGGAGAAGGAGAGAGGGAAGGAAGAGCCGGAGGCUGUUCCUGUCAGAUCUGUGGACGUUUCGCUGAGAAAAGGAAUUCCCACCAUCCCUGCGCCUGACGGUAAAGCACCACUGCCCACCAAACCCACUGUCCUGACCCCGCCGAACUCCGCCCUCCGCCCCACCUCCCAGUCUUCCUCCUCGGGACUGAGCCCCUCCCCCGAGCUCCGGCACUCGCCCCUGACCCCGCCGACGGUGGAGGAGCUGAGGACCCAGCUGAGAGACCUGAGGACCUCCGUGGAACUGCUGAAGAGCCAGCACAGGCAUGAGAUGAAGCAGUUGACCAGUGCGCUGGACGAGGAGAAGAAGAUUCGUCUCAGUUUACAGAUGGAAGUAGAGCACAUAAAGAAGAACCUGUUGAAAUAACGACUGAAGCAUCCUCACCGGCGCUCUCUGAUCCCAUCACCACAUCGGAGGCCACGUGUUUCAAAAAGAUUUUCACUGUUGGUCGAGACACUUUGGCCGAGAAAACGUUUGUGCCAAACGAUCAUCACGAUCGCCAUCAGCAACCAAUCAGCACCAUGGAAUCAGCACCUCCCUCCUCCACACGCCUUAUCCUGUGUUUACGUCUUGAUUUUUAAUUUUUAAAAAAGGCUUCUCUGUUCGGUUCACCUUUGUCUUCGUCAGAGCUCGCUGUGCCACCGGUACUGACUGACGGCCCGCGGCGACAGAGCUGCGGUUGUCGUGGCAACCUCACCGGUACUUUUUGUUUUUCCCGAGUGCGAAGUAAAGUUUGGACUGGACAUCCGUAGCCCGGAGGAGCAGACGACCUCUGAGCCGGUCUGUGGCCUCUCUGUGGCCUCGGCCUCGUGUGUGUCUCUUGUUUUCCAUCCAUGUGAGGACCCAGGUGUUAGACCUGCUAAGUGACGUCACGGUCACCGGUUCUGAUUCAGGUUAAAACCCAAAUUGAAGCACAUCAUUAGCAUCAGUAUUACUCAUAAACAUGUUGUGCGCGCUGUGUGUUGAUGCUUCUAUCGUACACUGCAGGCAGGUCAUUGUGAAGCAUCAGCCGCUGACAACACAGGCGUUCUUUCUGUUCCCCUUGGUGUCAUAUUAUUUCAAAUUCCUGUUUAGGACUACAAGCAUGAAUCAAAUCUAACCCACAGGACAAGUUCUGACGCUGUAGGUGCUAUUUCGACGAGUCGUUUGUCAUUCUGGGAAAAAACUUUUUUACUUUCUCAAAGCACAGUUAGAUAAGAAGACUGAUUCCACUUUAAUGUCUGGAAAUGAAGGAAACAGCUCGAUUCUGUCCAAACAGCUGAUCAGUUACCUCCAAAACUCAACAUUGAACCCCCCCCCCCCCCAUAAACACAUGAUCGAGCGCAGACUGCUGGAAGACGACUUUAUUUAUUGAUGGCUAAAGAGAAUCUGGACAAAUGCGAUUCAACAAAUUAACGUCCUUACGUUUGAGGAAAGGAAAACAAUCUCAGAGCCCAGCGGCUAAAAUCUGAUGACAAGUUACGUUUACAUUCCGACUGACAACCUGAGAAUCUUUCAUUACUUGGCUUCAAAUUGAUUUUCAAGAGAAGCACACGUCACCACACGAACAUGCCGAUCUAUGUUUUUUUGAACUCACCAAACUCGACCAAAAGCAUAAGUUUGACUUCUUUUGUUUUUGCUUUGGCACUUUUCCAUUAUAACAACAUGAAACAGCUGUGCUGAUCACAUCUCAUCCCACAGCUCAGACCAGGAUCCACCUGAUGUCAAACAGCAGCUGAAGAUUAAAGUUGAGAACAGUGUUUGAGGAAUGUGGUGAGACGUCCUCACAGGAAGAUGGAAACGUGUUCAAACAUGUGUGUGUACGACUGUUUGCCUCCCGUUCAUAUAUGUAUGUGCACAGAGUCUAUGGCAACCCGUCACUGUGGCCUUCCUGCUUUACUCCAAAUCUUUCUUUCUUUUUCUUUCUUCCUUUCUUUCUUUCUUUCUUUCUGUCGUAUGACAACGAGAAAACUGCUACAACUGAGGCUACAAGUUGUUUUCUUGACUUGGUCCUGUUUCUCCAAGAUAGUGAUAAAUAUAUAUACUUUUAUAUUUCAGUGUAAUAAAGAUGCUAUUAUGUACUGUA